Nanorana parkeri is the source of this 1734-nucleotide messenger RNA. RefSeq names its product sphingomyelin phosphodiesterase 1 (gene SMPD1). Gene Ontology annotation, biological process: sphingomyelin catabolic process; ceramide biosynthetic process. The coding region runs from base 1 to 1719 and encodes 572 amino acids. The record is from RefSeq and is a predicted model, not a curated record. The transcript is spliced from 6 exons. Gene Ontology annotation, cellular component: lysosome. Gene Ontology annotation, molecular function: acid sphingomyelin phosphodiesterase activity. Lineage: Eukaryota; Metazoa; Chordata; Amphibia; Anura; Dicroglossidae.
AUGUCCCCCAUACUGGGAGUCCUCACCGCUCUGCUCCUGUGCUCCCCGGGUUCCGGGGUCCCCCUGUCCGCUCACACCCCCCCUAUCCCGCUGGACUACACCUGGAAGAAUGUCACCUGUACGGCCUGCAAGGCGCUCUUCACCGCCCUGGACAUCAGCCUGCAGCUGGAGAGUAACAUGGAUCUGGUGGCGUCGGUGGCGGUGAGGGUGUGUCAGACUUUGCACCUGGCGGAGCCCAGUGUCUGUGAACAGGCGGUCCAGCUCUUUAAGGAGGACAUGAUCACGGCGUGGGUCCUCUCCGUGCUGCGCCCCUCCGAGGUCUGCGGCCUGCUCCUGGGCACUGAAUGCGGCCACUGGGAUUUAGGUUCGGACUGGAAUAUCACUCUGCCGGCUGUGCCCAAACCCCCAGUACAGCCACCCGUUCCCCCGCCGCCGGGGUCUCCGGUCUCCCGCGUCCUUUUCCUGACGGAUGUCCACUGGGACCACGGCUACUACCCGGGGGGCCCGAUUACCUGCAAGGAGCCCCUAUGCUGCAGGGACCACGCAUCAGGAGGAGGCCACGGGUCGGCUGGGUACUGGGGGGAAUACAGCAAGUGCGACAUUCCUCUGCACACCAUCGAGUCUCUUCUGCGCCAUGUAGCCAGCAGCGGCCCCUAUGACCGGGUCUACUGGACAGGAGACAUACCGGCCCACAAUGUAUGGGAGCAGACCAGGGCCGAGCAGCUGAACGCCCUGAAGACCAUUACUGGGCUGAUCAAGAAGUACCUGGGCCCGGUGCCGGUCUAUCCUGCUGUGGGAAACCAUGAGAGCGCGCCUGUCAAUAGCUUCCCACCUCCCUCGGUGCACGGAAACCUGUCCUCCAGCUGGCUGUACCAGGCCAUGGCCAAGGAGUGGAAGGAAUGGCUCACCCCGGGAGCUCUGGAGACACUCAGCACGUUUGGCUUCUACACGGUGAAGAUCGGUCCCGGCUUGAGACUGGUGUCCCUCAACAUGAACUACUGCGCCAGCGAGAAUUUCUGGCUCCUCAUCAAUUUCACGGACCCCGCCGGGCAGCUGCAGUGGCUGGUGGGAAUCCUGCAGGAGGCAGAGGACAACCAUGAGAAGGUCCAUAUCAUUGGUCACAUCCCGCCAGGCCUAUGUCUGAAGAGCUGGAGCUGGAACUACUACCGGAUUGUCAAUAGAUACGAAGGCUCCAUCGCUGGCCAGUUCUUCGGGCACACUCACCUGGACGAGUUCGAGAUCUUUUAUGAUGAAGAGACCCUCAGCCGUCCCCUCUCCGUGGCCUUCAUUGCACCCAGCGUGACCACCUUCAUCGACCUCAACCCAGGUUUCCGCGUCUACCAGAUCGAUGGCCAAUAUCCAAACAGCUCCCACGUUGUGUUGGACCACGAGACCUACAUCCUCAACCUGACCGAAGCCAACAAGAAAAAGGAGGAGCCGCAGUGGACUCUCCUGUACAGCGCCCUCAGCACAUAUGGGAUGAAGUCGGCCUAUCCGGCAGAUUGGGAGGACCUGCUAAGCAGAUUCCUCCAGGACGAAAGACUCUUCCAGACUUUCUGGUUCCUCCAUCACAAGGGUCACGUGGGAGAGGUAUGCGAGCAAAUGUGUAAGAGGACUGUCAUAUGUAUCCUUCGCACUGGCCGGGCCGGUGAUCCUCAGCUGUGUAAGGAUUUGGGACUGGAUGGGAAACCUACCUGGAAGCGGAAGUCUCUUUGCUGAAGUUGCAGCUUCCAG